UUCAAAAACAUUUGUCUUCAUUUGUAAUUUUCUCAGAUGAAUUUAGAGUAUACUUCCAAAAUUAUCUGGUAAUCUAAGACAAUGACCAACAAUUCCACUGUGAGGAAGGUGAUGCAAGUAUCCGAGGAGGCGGCACCAGCUGUGCACAUUCCUAUAUUGGUGGGCAAUGAAAAGUUUGUGCUUACACAGCAGGACAUUCGACGAGUGGAGGACAUCCGGAUGUUAACAUACAAUCGCCUGGCGCCCAAUGGGCAGUUUUAUCCCGUGGAUUUGUCUUUAACAGCUCUGGAGCCCUACUCCCUGCCCACCACCUCGAUUUUCUGCACCCUUGACGAUCUUAUCGCCCGGUCCUUGACAAAAAGAGUCAAGUUGGAUCUGAACAAGGACCCCGGUGAGAAUGAGAAGCUCUCGACCAAAGCUCCAUGCCCGAUCCUGCAGCAAAUCCCCUGCCGGACAGUUGCCAGUGUUUCCACUCAACUGGGCUGGUCCAAGAUAAAAGCGGAAUCGGAUCCCGUUUUUCCACUGCGGUACAGCUCUGGCACCUCCACUUGCGGGUUGAUGUCGACCACACAAACCCAGACUAGUUCUAUCAAAACUCAACCAAGUUUAAGUCCUAGGCCAAAUCCGAUAGGGAAGAAGGAGUCGCCAGGACUCGUGAGUUGCCAAACUCAGACUAGUCCCAGUCAAACUUCGAUUGUGAAGAAGGAGCCAAAGAACUCGACUUGCCAAACGCAACCCAUUACAACCUCUACGGGCUGCAAUACCUCAGCGAGCCACCUUAUGGGAAAGAUCACCACCGAGUCAUAUGUAUCGGAUGUAAGUGAAUAUACAUCGGAGGAGGAGACCACUCAUCCCUGUCCGCGCUGCAAAUCGCAACAAACUUGCACAGAACACGACCUGAUAGUGCAGCAACAACGUCCACUUCUGACCCCCAGAUGUCCGUUGGAGCAGCCUUGCACAUCGCGUCAAAUACACUUUGAUUUCUGUUCUCAAGAAGGGAAAUCCUGUACCCAGCAAAUGAACAAGCUCCAAAAACAGGAGGAUCAGGGCUUUUAUAGGACAGUUCCAUUGAGUAGAUCUCUUUAUAAACAAACUCUCAGCAAAGCUCCAGACUCCAAGCCAAGAAAAACACUAACAUACGACUUGAAAGGUCCUAUCGAGAUAAAUCCUAACUACGAGGAACUGGUGCGGGAGCACAGUAAGAAGGAUUCAGCACACGCCAACAAACAGUUGUGAUGUUACACUUAACUAUUUUCUUCUCUAUUACUUUUUAUAUUUAUAACAUUUACUUCCCCUAUUAUUUGUAUAACAUUGCAAAUAGUAUUACAAUUUGUAUGAUAAGGAAAACUGCGCGAAUCGAUGCAAACAUAAUAGAUUUCAGUUUUAAAAAAUUUUACGGUCAAUAAUAUAAAUAACCAAAAACGUGAGGUUAUAAAAAUAUAAUAUA
Drosophila rhopaloa is the source of this 1447-nucleotide messenger RNA. RefSeq lists its product as uncharacterized. The transcript has 2 exons. NCBI's taxonomy places the organism in Eukaryota, Metazoa, Arthropoda, Insecta, Diptera, Drosophilidae. The record is from RefSeq and is a predicted model, not a curated record. The coding region runs from base 82 to 1236 and encodes 384 amino acids.